Molecule: messenger RNA, 1026 nt
Organism: Uranotaenia lowii
Lineage: Eukaryota; Metazoa; Arthropoda; Insecta; Diptera; Culicidae
Exons: 1
Coding region: 1-1026 (341 amino acids)
Source: RefSeq, a predicted model, not a curated record
AUGGGCAAUCCAGUUUCUAGUCCGAUAGCUGAUUUUGUCAUGGAAUCGCUCUUGGACAAUGUGACACGGACACUCGAUUUCCAGAUACCAGUUCUAAGAAAAUAUGUCGACGACCUACUGCUAGCUUUGCCCCGCGAACAUGUUGAAAAGGUAAGAGAAAAGUUUAACCAGUACCACCCCAAAAUUCAAUUUACGGUUGAGAUCGAGUCGAAUUGUCGUCUCCCGUACUUAGAUUUAGUAUUGAUUAGACAACCCGACCAAUCAAUCAAAACCGAGUGGUACCAGAAAUCAAUAGCUUCGGGACGAUUUCUCAACUUUCGAUCAGCACACAACACGCGCCUCAAAAUCAACACAGCGUUAAAUUUUAUAAAACGAGUCAAAAACUUUUCAACCAAUGUUCCCCCCGAGGAGGCGAUCAAAUUAAUUCAUGAGAAUCUGAGAAUCAACGAUUACCCGAAGACCCUGAUCAACAGAUUGAUUCGAAAAGCGAACGAAACCGACACCCCCCAAAACACACAAGAUACACCCACACAACACUACCGAUCCAUAUUACACAUCGACGGCCUAACUGCAAAAGUAAUCCGCGCACUUAAGACGGAUUACCCGCAGGUACGCAUCGGCACCACACAAAAGCACACGAUACGCAGCCUACUGCCUGUGGUCAAAGAUCCGAUAUCGCCGAUCGAUCGCUCCAAUGUGGUCUACCAUAUCCCAUGCGCAGGCGCUCCCGAACGAGAUGAAGAAUGCUCCAAAUGCUAUGUUGGGCAGACCAGCUAUAAACUACAGACUAGAAUGUCGAAACAUAAAUGUGAUGUCACCAAAUUGAAACGCAUAUUAGCAACAGGGGCCACAGCGUCAAACCCCAGCAUCCGGGAACUGCGGCAGUCAGCUGUUGUUGAACAUUGUUUCGAACAGGAGCACAUGUUUGACUUCGAUAAAGCCACCGUCCUAGACAGUUCCAACAAACACCGUAGGCACCUAGAGGUACUCGAAAUGUGCUACAUACAAAGUACCCACCUGUGUUAA